AUGGGGCAUGCCCCAAGUGAUAUUCAGUACGUCCCCGUCGUGUGCCCUGGACCCCUUCCUGACCACCGUAACGGAGUGGCAGGUUGGGUGACCGAAUCUGAAUAUCGAAACUUGUGGCUUUCGGAGUACUUUCGCUGCUAUUUGAUCCUUUCCACUUGGUGCGCGGUAACGCAGUGGCCAGUGGGAGGUGACUACUUCGCUGCUCUCCAAAUUAUAAUAUUUUCUGUGUUCGAUCCAUUACUGACUUGGCUGGCCUACUGGACUUUGCUUCUAUAG
This is a messenger RNA of Danaus chrysippus (African queen), 276 nucleotides long. The record is from the annotation of a GenBank genome assembly. NCBI's taxonomy places the organism in Eukaryota, Metazoa, Arthropoda, Insecta, Lepidoptera, Nymphalidae.